CGGGGAAGGGAAGGAAAUAAAAAAACAAAAGUUGUUCAGUGGUACUGAGUAAGCCGUAGGCCUCCUAGGAAGGUCGUCGUUCGAUUCCGCUCCGACGUUUUAUUUUAUUUCGCUUCUACGGUUCUCCACGGAAAUCGUGUCGCCAAUUUAGUCUCGCGAUUCGACAUGAGAUUCUUCCGGUCGCGUUUACGUUCGUUGCAACGAAUACCGCGACACUAACGCGUGUGAGGUUUUCGUCUCGUCGCGGACACCGGUGGUCCGGAUCGGUUGUGGUGCCUUUUCGAAUCGCGUUAGGUGGACUCUGGUUCCUCUAGUGGUUUCGGGGACCGUUCAUAGAGCAAGUGAAAAGCAGCAGUGAUUUUUUUUCGGUUUCGUCGCGACGAAAUUAUAUACACGUGAUCGCAAGAUGAUGGUGCUUGUUCAGACGGUGCUGACGGUGGUCUUCUCUGCGUUGGCGACAGGAGCAUCGCGAUCCUCGGCCAUCUACGCGGACGACAAAGUGCAAAAUUAUUUGAUGAAAUUUGGAUACCUGCCCCAGUCGGAUUUGGAAACCGGAAACCUUAGGACGGACGACCAACUCAGGAGCGCUAUUAAACAUUUACAGAAAUUUGGUGGUAUUCCUGUAACUGGCAAAAUCGACGAGGCCACAUCGAAAUUGAUGAAGCUGCGGCGAUGCGGACUUCCGGACCAACCGGAUCCCAGGUAUACGAGGAUGAGGCACAAGCGUUAUACGGUCCAAGGACAACAGUGGCCACAUCGGAAUCUCACCUGGAGCCUGAGAACCGAGCAACCGAGUGGCCUCGACACGGGUGACGUUCGUUUCGAACUGAGCAAAGCCCUCGGUCUCUGGGCUCGAAACUCGAAACUCACGUUCCAGGAAGUGAACAGCGACAGGGCGGACAUUUUGGUAUACUUCCAUCGUGGUUAUCACGGUGAUGGAUAUCCUUUCGAUGGCAGGGGCCAGAUCCUGGCACACGCCUUCUUUCCUGGCAGAGAUCGCGGCGGAGACGUUCAUUUCGACGAGGAAGAAAUAUGGCUGCUGCAGGACGACAGCAACGAAGAAGGGACCAGCCUUUUCGCGGUGGCGGCGCAUGAAUUCGGCCACUCUCUCGGCUUGGCGCACAGCUCCGUUCCUGGAGCACUCAUGUAUCCGUGGUACCAAGGAUUGAGCUCUAAUUACGAGCUACCGGAGGACGACCGAAACGGGAUUCGGCAGAUGUACGGCGAUCCCGAGGAGAAACUUUGGGCGGAUCUACCGGGUGGUCCGUCGCCUCCGUUACAUCCAACAACGCAGAGGACAACGACAAGCGUCGGAACGACCUACAGGCCAUGGAGAACACGACCGACCAGACCGAAUCACUAUCCAAACGACGACCGACCUCGACGCCCUGAUCGUUACCCUCAAAAGCCGGAUUAUAGGACGGAGAGACCGGACGAUCGACCUCAGAGGCCUCACAAGCCUCACAGGCAUCACACGACAUCGACCACCACCACUAUGAGAACAACAAACACUCAAAGACCGAGGCAUCGAUGGACACCGACGCCCAGGUCCGACGUGCCAGAUAAAUGUGACACCAGCUACGACGCCAUUAGCAUUAUUCGAAGGGAAAUCUUCGUGUUCAAAGGACGAUAUCUGUGGAGAAUCGGCGACCAAGGAUUGUACGAGGGAUACCCGGCGGAAAUUACGCGUUUGUUUAAUCUUUCCGAGGAUAUCGAUCACGUGGAUGCAGUUUACGAGAGGCCGGACAAGAAGAUAGUAUUUUUCAUCGGGAAACUGUAUUACGUUUUCAACGCCAACAAUCUCGAGCCCGGUUAUCCGAAACCAUUAACGGUACUGGGACUUCCGGAUUCGUUGGAAAAGGUUGAUGGGGCGAUGAUUUGGGGGCACAAUGGAAAAACUUAUUUCUUCAGCGGAUCCAUGUAUUGGAGGUUCGAUGAAUCUGUCAACCAAGUAGAACUGGAUUAUCCAAGAGACAUAAGUAUGUUCGCUAAUGUUGGGAACGAUAUCGACGCUGUUUUCCAGUGGAAGAACGGCAAGACGUAUUUCUUCAAAGGGAAGGGCUUUUGGGAAUUCGAUGACUUAAGGAUGAAAGUCGCCCACGAGAAACAGAAACUCUCGGCGCCAGUCUGGAUGGGCUGCCCUCGAGAAUUGGAAACGAAUGACGUUGAAAGUUAUCCAAGAAAAUCAAAGAUCAUGGACUCGAGCGACGCGUCAGCACUGCCAACACUUUCUCUCGGGUUAUUUUUUAUAGCAUAUUUUAGCAAAUAUUUGUAAACUGUGAUAUUUAUGUAAAGUCGCGUAUGGACACGAACGCUUACGCGCGUACGCGUUCAAGUCUACAAGCGACUAAAAUUUUAACG
Colletes gigas is the source of this 2361-nucleotide messenger RNA. It is a transcript of the gene Mmp2, whose product is annotated as matrix metalloproteinase-2. Gene Ontology annotation, biological process: collagen catabolic process; extracellular matrix organization; proteolysis. Lineage: Eukaryota; Metazoa; Arthropoda; Insecta; Hymenoptera; Colletidae. The transcript is spliced from 10 exons. The coding region runs from base 407 to 2275 and encodes 622 amino acids. The record is from RefSeq and is a predicted model, not a curated record. Gene Ontology annotation, cellular component: extracellular matrix. Gene Ontology annotation, molecular function: zinc ion binding; metalloendopeptidase activity.